Messenger RNA from Enterobius vermicularis (human pinworm), 3531 nucleotides. The record is from the annotation of a GenBank genome assembly. Lineage: Eukaryota; Metazoa; Nematoda; Chromadorea; Rhabditida; Oxyuridae.
AUGAAAGCUAGUGGAGAUGAUGGUAGCGGAGGAAACAUCGGCAGCAGUAUCGGUGGUAAAUCAUCGAUAUUGAACUUACGGUUUCUAAGUAAUGCAGGUUUCAAACAGGCACUGAGCUUAAUCUUCUGUGCUGGUGGUAUCCUAGUGUGCUAUCUAUUAUUUGGGGUUGUUCAAGAGUCUAUAACCAGAAGUAAAUAUGGCCAGAAUGAUCGGUUUACUUUCACUCAGACGUUGGUUUUCGUACAAUGCGUUGUUAAUGCUAUUUUCGCCUUUGUAUUGAGAGGAAAGACACGGGAUGAUGUUCCAAUAAAAAUUUAUGCUUCUGUUGCGAUGAGUUACGUGCUUGCAAUGAUGGCAAGCAAUCAUGCGCUGCAGUUUAUCCCGUAUCCUACACAAGUUCUUGGCAAGUCCUGCAAACCAAUCCCUAUAAUGAUAUUUGGAGUUCUUUUUGCAAGCAAACGAUAUUAUUGGAGAAAGUAUUUAUAUGUUUUUAUGAUUGUAAUUGGCGUGGUUCUUUUCCUUUACAAAGAUCAACCGAGUAAAGGGACAAAUCGAGCAGUUUUUGAAGUUGGAGUUGGCGAACUAUUUUUAUUAUUUUCUCUCGCAAUGGAUGGAACUACCGGAGCUAUCCAGGACAAUAUAAGAAGACACUAUACUGCAAAUGGUCAUUCUAUGAUGUAUUACAUGAAUUUUUUCUCGACUAUUUAUUUGUUAAUGAGCAUUCUCUUUACGGGAGAGUUAUGGUCAUUUAUUUCCUUCGUUAAAAUUUAUCCGUAUGUUAUAUCAAACUUAUGUCUUUUGGCCAGCGCAAGUGCAUUAGGACAGUAUUUUAUUUUUAAAACUGUUACAACGUUUGGGCCGUUAACGUGCUCUAUAGUGACUACAACGAGGAAGCUUUUUACAAUGCUAGGUUCAGUUAUUCUAUUUGGCAAUACAUUAACGAACCGUCAAGCUCUUGGCACAGUUAUUGUCUUCACAGCUCUCUUAUUAGAUGCAAUUGAAAGCAAGAAGAAAAGGGCGCUAUCACAUAGUUUAAGGGCAGAGAGCUUCCGGGACUUUGCUGAUGAAUACAGAUUUUCGGUUGGCGUUGUUUACAAAGGAGGAAACGUCGUAUUUACUAAUGAUGGCAACUCGUUGAUAAGUCCCGUUGGAAAUAAAAUAACAACCUUUGAUUUAAAGAAUAAUAUUGCAAAAACUAUUUCUGUGGAAAGCGAAUUGAAUAUUCGGGUCGUUGCUCUCCAUCCUGCGGGAACUCAUCUAGUUGUUGUUGAUGAAGCAGGUGAAAGUCUAUAUAUUAAUGCACGGUCUGAAGUUGUGCUAUGGAGACAUAGGCUUCAUAGGAAGGUUCGUGAUGCAAAAUUUUCGCCGAAUGGAAGGUUUAUUGCCUUCUGCCGUGGUGGAGAUGUUCAGGUCUAUUCUCUUUCUGGAUGCAAGUCGUAUCAGUUCAGUCCAUUUGUGCUUUGUGAGACGUAUAUGAUGACGACAAAUGAAGUAAGAAAUCUCUGUUGGAGUGAUGAUUCACGGUUGUUAGCAUGUGGAUGUGAAGACAAUCGAGCACAAUUGGUCGCAGCAGGAGGACAAGUGCAAAAUUUUUACAUGCAGACUCUUGGAAGCCACAAAGGCCCUGUUAUUGGCAGCGUCUUUUUUGAUAAAAGUUAUGACUUGGUCACAGUUGACAAACGCGGGUUAGCAAAUCAUUGGAGCUGCAAUUUGAGUAAUGAGGAUCUCGUGGAGGGUUUCUGUAAAAAGGAAAUUGAUGAAGAAGUGAAAAAGAUAAUUUUUAAGAAGACAACAAAGAAAAAUUUGAUGGACCAUUUGGAAAACACAGCUGGAGUUAACGCUACUGCUUGCGGUUUUCAUUACCAGACAAACCUUUUGGUGUGCGCAUUUUCAAAUGGCGUUUUGCUUCUUACAGAGAUGCCUUCAUUUAAUCUUAUUCACAGUAUAAGGGUCUCUGAACUCAAAGUUAAUGCCAUUUCCGUUAAUAAAGACGGCGAUUGGUUGGCUGUUGGUUGUGGCAAAGGUAGCGAAGGUCAGUUAAUUGUUUGGGAAUGGCAGAGUGAGUCGUACGUAAUGAAGCAGCAGUCACAUGCCCAAAAAAUAACUGCUGUCGUCUAUUCUCCAGAUGGAGCAAAAUUAGUCACUGGGGCAGAGGAUGGAAAGUUAAAACACACAAGUGGCGUUACUGAUGUAUGUUGGACUCCGGAUGGCAAAGCCGUCCUUUCUUCAUCUCUUGACGGCGUUGUUAGAGCUCAUGAUAUGCUAAGGUAUCGGAAUUUUCGGACUUUAGUUUGCCCUGAACAAACCCAACUAGACUGUUUAGCUAUCGACGCUGGAGGAGAGCUCGUGAUGGCGGCUUCUCAUGAGAUUGCAAAUAUAUUUAUUUGGAGCCUUCAGAACAGUCAGCUUCUUGAUAUUUUAUCUGGGCAUGCGGGGCCGAUUUCGAGCAUCUCUGUCAAUGGUGGCUCGUUAGUUUCCGGUUCUUUGGACAAAACUUUAAGGAUUUGGAAUGUCGUAGAAGCAUCGCAUGCAGAACCAAUUGAACUUACCGAUGAAGUUCUAGACGUCUGUUAUUCUCCUUCUGGCACUGUUAUUGCAGUACUUUGCCUGGAUGGCAUUAUCAGUCUGUUUGAAACUCUAAACCUGUCUCAAAUUGGAGAAAUUAAUACUGAGAAGGAUGUUGACGCAGCUCGAGGCGCCACCGACAUUAUAAAAAAAGAUACGAGUGGAAAGAGCAAAACAUUUAAUUGUAUUUGCUUCUCAGCGGAUGGCAGUUACAUUUUGGCAGCGGGGCGCUCAAAUUUUAUUUGCAUGUACGAUGCCGCAGAAAGAAUCAUUGUGAAAAAAUUUAUGCUCACAAUAAAUAGAAGUCUUGAUGGCGUACAGCCCGAUAUCAAUAGACGGAACUACACUGAAUUUGGAAAUAUGAUGUUAAUUGAUACCUCGGAUAGUGAGGAGGAAGAGAAUGGUAAAAAAAGAAUUAAGUUGGCGGGAAGUAGGGAUAAUGACUUUUCGGAAAGGCGAUUUCAUCCAGAGAUUCGGGUUAGCAGGAUAAGCUUUUGUCCUACAGGGCGAAGCUUUGCUGUUUCUUCUACGGAAGGUAUUGUUAUUUUUUCGUUAGAUCACAGCAGUUUGUUCGACCCUUUCGAGCUUGGUACCGAAGUUACACCUGAAGUAAUUUUUAAUACUUUGAAGGAACGUAAAUACAGUGCAGCAUUGAAAAUGGCUUUGCAGUUAAACCAGUCAGAUAUUAUCUGCAAGGUUUUUCUUCAAACGGAUUUGUCUCAACUUGAUGUCGUUGUGGGUUCACUGUCGUCAGUCUAUGUUACUAGGUUACUUAAUUGGAUGUCCGAAUGCAAUGAAAUAAGUUUACAACAGAAUUUCCACCUAUGGCUUCUUUGGUUAAAAAGCCUGCUUACUAAACAUGGAAGAACUAUUAAACUAAAUCGGAAAACUAAUCUAGCAGCUUUGACGGGUAUACAGCAAAAUAUUUUCAUGCAGUCGACACACAUAUCAAAAAUGUAUGUUUAA